This is a messenger RNA of Malassezia japonica, 363 nucleotides long. RefSeq names its product Nuclear transport factor 2 (gene NTF2). The record is from RefSeq and is a predicted model, not a curated record. Gene Ontology annotation, biological process: protein import into nucleus. The transcript has 6 exons. The coding region runs from base 1 to 363 and encodes 120 amino acids. Lineage: Eukaryota; Fungi; Basidiomycota; Malasseziomycetes; Malasseziales; Malasseziaceae. Gene Ontology annotation, molecular function: nuclear import signal receptor activity. Gene Ontology annotation, cellular component: nuclear pore central transport channel.
AUGGAGCAAGUCGCGCAGCAGUUCACCGACUACUACUACACCACCUUUGACGCGGACCGGUCGCAGCUCGCUGCGCUCUACCGUCCGCAGUCGAUGCUCACCUUUGAGGGUGCGCAGACCCAGGGUGCGCAGGCGAUUGUUGAGAAGCUGGCCAGCCUUCCCUUCCAGAAGGUGCAGCACAAGGUCGACACGCGCGAUGCGCAGCCCACCGGCGACGGUCAGGCGCUGGUCGUGCUGGUGACCGGCAUGCUCCUGGUCGACGACGGUCAGAACCCCCUCAAGUUCAGCCAGUCGUUCACGCUGCUGCCCGAGAACGGCUCGUUCUACGUGUUCAACGACAUCUUCCGUCUGAACUACGGAUAA